AUGACUUCACUCUACCAGCAUAUCUUGGCCUUAGAAUUUGCCAUCAAAGAGAUCAAUAGAAAUGAUGAUAUUUUACUGAAUCUUACACUUGGUUUGCAUGUCUACAAUAACUACUUCAGUCCAAGUUGGACCUAUCGUGCUUCAUUGGAGCUCUUCUCUACAAAGGGCCAAUUUAUUCCCAACUACAACUGUGAUAUGUGGAACAGACCAAUGGCAGUCAUUGGAGGACCUGCUUCAGAAGUGUGUUUACACAUGGCUACUAUCCUGUCCCUGUACAAGAUGCCACAGCUAAUAUAUGGUUCAGCUCCAGAAAGCAAUACAAAAAACCAGGUGGUUUUAUAUCAACAGUUAUUCCCAAAUAUGUACCAUCAGUACACAGGCAUUUUUCAGUUAUUGAUGCAUUUCAGAUGGACAUGGAUUGGGGUCUUGUCUGUGAGUAAUGACAACGGUGAGAAAUUUGUACAAAAUAUAAUUCCCAUGUUCGCCCAGAGAGGUAUCUGUUUUGCUUUCAUUGAAAGAUUCCCAAUAGUUAGUUACUCAAAUAGCAUUGCUGAGUUGGUCAAAAUGGGACUUGAAAUGUACAAGGUGGCUAUGAGUAGCAUUGUUAAUGUAGUAGUAGUUUAUGGUGAAAUCGAGGAAAUUAUAGUUUUGAGACUUUCCAGCAACUUGCAGUCAGAUGAUGUAUUGCUACAGAAUAAAGAUAAAGUCUGGAUUAUGACAGCUGAGAUGGAUUUCACAUCACUUCCCUUUUUAAGAAAUAGUGAUCUAGGCUUCCUCCAUGGUGCUUUAUCCUUUGCAAUUCACUCUGAGAAGGUGCUUGGAUUCCAGAGAUUUGUUCAGAUGAGAAAACCUAUUUUAGAAAAAGAAGACACUUUUAUCAAGAUCUUCUGGAAAAAUGCAUUUGAAUGUUCCUUCCCCGCCUCUCUAAUGGAGGAGGAAGAUGAGGUCACUUGUACUGGAGAGGAAAAACUGGAGACUCUUCCUACAUCUGUGUUUGAAAUGGACAUGACUAGUCACAGCUAUAGUGUCUACAAUGCAGUCCAUGUGGCGGCACAUGCUUUGCAUGACUUCCAUUCAUCGAUCAUGAAAUACAAAGCAGGAGAAGGCAAAUUGGAACUUCUUAAUCAACAGCUUUGGAAGGUAGUUAAAAACCAACUUCUGAUUGCUCAAUGUAUCUGCAAAUUAGAUUCAAUUGAAAAUACAUUCAUUAUUCUAAAUUGGGUGUCAAACAAACGUCGUCACAGUGGUGUCACGUGA
Messenger RNA from Pantherophis guttatus, 1257 nucleotides. Lineage: Eukaryota; Metazoa; Chordata; Lepidosauria; Squamata; Colubridae. The record is from RefSeq and is a predicted model, not a curated record.